Molecule: messenger RNA, 993 nt
Organism: Suillus bovinus
Lineage: Eukaryota; Fungi; Basidiomycota; Agaricomycetes; Boletales; Suillaceae
Product: Shr3 amino acid permease chaperone
Exons: 6
Coding region: 175-726 (183 amino acids)
Biological process (GO): endoplasmic reticulum to Golgi vesicle-mediated transport
Cellular component (GO): endoplasmic reticulum membrane
Source: RefSeq, a predicted model, not a curated record
UCAGUGAUUUACGUAAUAGAGUUGGUCGGCACCAGACGUAACUACCCGUAUCUCGACUUUAUUUUCUGCUAGGGAUUGCGCAGAAUACACAGGUCUUUCCUGAAUCCGAGAUCCUUAGCGAACUCGACAUCUUGAUCUGAGUUCCGUACUACUGGUGAUAUAGCAACCCUGAAGAUGGGAUUCAGACAAGGCGCUGUUCUUGCAUCGUGCUCUUUUUUUCUUGGAGUCCUUUUCAUAUGCUUCUUCGUUGAUUACCGCAUUCUACAUCAGAAAUUGACAGAGGAAAUUAUUGAAGACGGCUUCCAAUUCUAUACAACUUUCUUCAAUGCACCACCCGCAAUUAAGGCGGUGCUACAUGGCUUCAUGGGGGUUGGCAUUUUAGGGCUUGUUGCAAAACUGCACAAAUAUGAUGAGAGCGCCAUCUUCUUUGAUGGAUCGAGUCUGGUGGCAUACAUUUUUGCAGUCGCUGUCUACCUUGCUGUGUCAGUUCCGUCUUUACGAACCAUUGUCACCCCCGUAGAUAUCGAUACGCGUGCGGACCGUAUCGAAGCCCUGCGAAUACUCUCAGCAGGCAACACCAUCAUGAUGGUAGUCCUCGGUGCAAUUCUUGUCCUCCAGGGCGGACAGGAGUACGCACGCCGCGCAGAGGCUAAAGAGCUGGCGAAGAUUGAGAAGGAGCUCAAGGCCAAAGGAACUCCUAGUGCUGGGAAAGACAAGAAAGAGUAGACGCCCUGCUGGCGUACGAGGCGAGGGGUCAGACGUUGCUUAGCCAAGGCGUUCCCUGAACUAUGGACACUAGUGUUAUUGUCAAUCUAAAUUCCGCACCUCGAUUUUAAGCUUGGUGUCGAGCUAUCUAGGAAUUGGAUGGUGGUACUUGAAUAAAUCAUCGACACCAAGUGCUACUUGUAGUAGUACUUGUUGAAGUUUUGAUUAGUUUGUGUAUUAAAAUUUUAGUGAUGAACUAUUAUUUACUAAUAAUAAGUAAGCUCAGCG